ACAGGAGGAGGAUUCUCCAUAUUACAUGCAAAUAACAUUCUUUAAAAAUUUCUCAACCUGUGUCAUCAGCUUUCUUCUUUGUGAACGCCUUACAAAUUCAAAAAAACAACCUAUGAUUAAAUUGAGGAAUCAAAUUCAAAUAUUAAAUGAACAAAAUAAAAGAAAAUGCUUCCUAAAGUGAAAUGUCUGUACAAAGGACUUUUCCAGAGUUUUGCUCUCUUGCCUGAAGAGGUUUUUUUUUAGGUAACAAGGUACCUAAAAGCCUCAAAAUGAAAGAGUUCUGUAAUAAAAAUUAAUAAUAAUUAUACAUACCCCUCCCCUUUGAAAUAUACUAAAACAAUUUCAAACAACUUUGAGUAUGACGUGUUUAAUUAAAGACCUAAAAUGAAUUUUUGUUAUCACCAUGCCUUGAUGUGGAAUUGAGAUAAGAUUACUCAGAGGCCAGCUGGCAGGUCAGCAGUAUUACGGUUACAAAUUCGAGUCCUUGGUUCCUGACCCUGUGCUGGUUCCUGUAAGCACAGCCCCUUCAGCAGUACUCUCGGUAAGACUUCGGGGUCCAAGGUAGCUAUUCAGCUGACAUCUUGUUAUGCUGUAAGCACUCUCAGUGCUAUGAAUGAAGCCUCAGGAAGAGCAAGCUGCUUCAAGCCAUGGUUUUUCAAUGGUCAUCACCUGCAGAAGCCAUUGAACACUUCAAGUCUCAAGAAAUAUGGUUUGCCCCACCUCAAUUCUAUGAAUUGUGUAGGCUGUGCAACUUCUCUUCACUCCAUGAGUUACACAAGUUCAGCUCUGAUCGAGCUCUAGAGGGAUGUGAACAAUGGAUGCCUGUGGUGUUAACUGCUUCCGAUGGCUACAUUCAUCUACUGCCAGGAGAUGAGUUAUAUCCAGAAGAUCCAGAUUAUACAGGAGAAAAGAAAAUAAUCAUGUCAACAGAUAAGAAGGUUGAAGAUAUCAUGAAAGAGGGUAGUGUAUUUCACAGGAUAGUAACAAAGAACAUCAACAAUCUUGCUGUCUAUGUUAAUAUUCAACCAAAAUAUAAACAUAUGAAUCCAUUGAUGAUAAAUUCUGAUUGGGCAGGUUACAAUAGCAGAUUAUAAUAUUUUUUGUUCAAAGCUAGAAUAUUUUUAAUUACAUACAUAGUCAGUGUGGGUUUGGUCCUUUCUAACCAUUGCCAAAUAGUCAGGAAAAUAUUCCUUUGUCUUGCCAAAUUGUUUUCUGUGUGCCAUUUGAGAUUUAUGUGUACCUAAUUCUUUGAGUCUUUGAAACAGUUAUGUGAGUUACGAUGUUCAGAGGCUACUGAAAAAUUAACAUAACCAUCAAUUUAAUUACUGAUUAACUUAAAUGCAAUUUGAAGGUAAUUAUACUGAGCCAUUACCGCCUUAUUCUGCUUACAUACCAAUUGAAUAUGCUGCAACAUUGGUCUGUUGGGCUACACAGGUCCUUUUCUCACUGCAGAUGUAAGUAUAUAUAUAAUGUUCUGAACAAGUACAUUUUGAGUUGAAUUCUUUCACUAUGCUUCCCAAAGUUAUCCAUUAGACACCUGUAAUGUGUGUCUAGGAAUGAAUGAAAUCUCCUGUUCUGUAUCUGCUGACAUCUCCCAGUCUAUUCUCUUCCAUUUUGGGGAAAACCAGUGCAUAUGUAUAUUCAUUAGCCAAUAAUCACUUUAAUUAUUAUAUAAAUAUAAUACAAAUUAUUAUAAAGUUAGUGUUUAUAUUUGAUGUACCUAAACUCUUUCCACUAAUGGUAACCUAUUCAAAAUUUACUAUUCUCAAAGAUAGAUGACUUUGUCUAAUUUAUCUGUAUCAGACUGAGUGUAUUCUCAACAUUCUUUUUAUUCAUGAUCAUUUUUAUCUUCAAGUUGUUAGCAAUUUAAAAAAUAGAAAAAUACAUUGUUUAGCUCCAAAAAGAUACCAACAACUGCAGGGAAUAAUGUACUACCUUGGAAACACCCACUUCCAUAUUUUAACUUAUCACAUUUUGCUUUUCAACUACUUUACUAAAUACGUCUGAGAUUUAAGAACUUCAGAGGCAGGAUUGCUUCUUGCUUUUUUGUUUCGGAUUUGUUUGGUUGGUUUCAUCUUUUUGUGCAAUAAGUGGAGUAAAUGAAGCAGUGAUACACAUUCUUUUUGCUCUUGAAGAAGAAUGAAUGAUGACUUGAGAUUAGCCAGUAAAGUUGUUCAGAAAGCUUCGUUCCAGCUUUUGUUCUGUAUUUCAAUUAAAAUCUUAUGCAAUAUUUUCAUUAAA
Messenger RNA from Athene cunicularia (burrowing owl), 2241 nucleotides. It is a transcript of the gene NUDT19, whose product is annotated as nudix hydrolase 19. Gene Ontology annotation, molecular function: hydrolase activity, acting on acid anhydrides, in phosphorus-containing anhydrides. Gene Ontology annotation, cellular component: mitochondrion. The transcript has 3 exons. The record is from RefSeq and is a predicted model, not a curated record. Bases 648 to 1094 code for a protein of 148 amino acids. NCBI's taxonomy places the organism in Eukaryota, Metazoa, Chordata, Aves, Strigiformes, Strigidae.